This is a messenger RNA of Protopterus annectens (West African lungfish), 3973 nucleotides long. RefSeq names its product general transcription factor IIH subunit 3 (gene GTF2H3). Gene Ontology annotation, cellular component: transcription factor TFIIH holo complex; transcription factor TFIIH core complex. Gene Ontology annotation, biological process: nucleotide-excision repair; regulation of DNA-templated transcription. The transcript has 13 exons. The record is from RefSeq and is a predicted model, not a curated record. NCBI's taxonomy places the organism in Eukaryota, Metazoa, Chordata, Ceratodontiformes, Protopteridae. Bases 330 to 1253 code for a protein of 307 amino acids.
GGUAAAUUAGACAGCAGAAAUUUGAGCACCACUUAAGUUAAUUAAUGUACUUAGAAAAGCGGCACAAGACGGGGGCAUUACAUGAGUGAACUGCUUUCUAUUGGCUAUAAUGUCUACUGUAUAACAGAAUAAACAACUAUAAGAAAGACGACCCUUUAGGCACAGCUACGGGUAAAAAAUGAGUAGCUAAAAAAAAAUGACAUCAUCAGUUUGCGCCACAUGUCAUCGACAUACUUGCAUAGCUAUGGUAUCAUUGGAUACAGGAAUUUCACAACGUGUGGUUGAUGGUGUGCGGUUAGUGAUGCAUUUCUACAUCUUUGUGUGGAGUCAUGGCUUCUGAUGAUGAGCUCAGCAUUCUUGUAAUUGUUGUCGAUGUUAACCCUAUAUGGUGGGGUCAACAGACUCUGAAAUCUUCCAAGUUUACUCUGUCGAAAUGCUUGGAUGCAGUGAUGGUGAUGGGCAACUCGCAUCUGUUGAUGGGCCACAACAGUAAACUAGCUGUCAUUGCAAGUCACAUACAAGAGAGCCGUUUCAUUUAUCCUGGGAAAACCUCCAAGACUGGUGAUGCUGGAGAUAAUGGCAGUAGUCCAUCUGAGUCUAUGUUUUCAAGCAGCAAGGAUGGGAAAUAUGAACUAUUUGCUGCAGCAAAUGAACUCAUGGCUGAGGAAAUUAAAGAUCUCAUGGCAAGAACUGCAGUGACUGGGCAGCAGACUGAAACUCUUCUAGCAGGGUCACUUGCAAAGGCUCUGUGUUACAUUCAUAAGUUGAGCAAGGAACUAGAAGCUGGGCAAGACAUAAAGUCUCGGAUUUUGGUUAUUAAGGCAUCAGAAGACAGUGCUCUGCAGUACAUGCAUUUUAUGAACACAAUAUUUGCUGCUCAGAAACAGAACAUUCUGAUUGAUGCUUGUGUGUUGGACUCUGAUUCUGGACUUCUACAACAGGCAUGUGAUAUAACAGGAGGUUUAUACUUGAAGAUUCCACAGAUGCAAGCCCUUCUGCAAUAUUUACUGUGGAUGUUUCUACCAGAUCCAGACCAAAGGUCCCAGCUGGUACUUCCACCACCCGUCCAUGUUGACUAUCGAGCUGCUUGCUUUUGCCACAGGAAACUCAUUGAAAUUGGUUAUGUCUGUUCAGUGUGUUUGUCAAUCUUUUGCAAUUUCAGUCCUAUCUGCACCACAUGCGAGACUGCUUUUAAGAUUGCUCUGCCACCUGUCUUAAAAGCUAAGAAGAAAAAACUGAAGCUGAGCACUUAAUGCAGUUCCCCCCUCUCUUGGUCAGCAGUAAAGCUGUCCUGAACACCACAGUGAAAGCUACAGAUGGAACAGUGCUCACUGGCACAGUAGGAAGGACAUGGAUAUGCUUAUGUUUUGAUAGAAUUGCAAAGUUUAAGGAAAUUAGAUAAACUGACUAUACAACCUUUAAAGUUCGAGAAGAUAUUUGGCAACCGUACAUCAGAGAUGCCGUGUGGUCCACAAGUGUGAAGAUACAUUGGAAUUUUCUGUUAUAACUAAGCUGGUGUUCAUAAUGGAGUUGGGAAAGUGCUUGUGUCCAUUUCUUUGCAUGCUAACACUGCAAAAAUAAUUCUGUGUGCUUCAAGAGGACAGAUUCUGUCAAGGAGUCUUAGGAAGAAAUAUUACAUGCAUAAGUAUGUUUCUUUGCCUUCAGCUCAAUGAUUGCAUAGUUGUGUGGAUUAUUAUGGUUUUUGGAUGUCUCUUCAUACUGUUUUCAUGGCUAAACUAUAUGCAAAACAUCAAAGGCCGUUCAUAAAACUGAGUACCUCAACUGACUAGACUUGAAUAUCUAUGAUGAGUAUACAGAAAGUUUGAAAAUUAUCUACAUCUAUUUUUACAUUUGCAGUAUUCAGGAGCAAUGUCUGAAGCUUACCAGUGUUUGGCAGUAUUGUAAUCGAUACAGUUAGUCUCAAAAAUUAAAGUACUGUAUUUUGAAAGGGAAUUCUUAUGAAAAUACAUAGGAAAAUAGAGCAUUUGUCCUUUUAAAUAAGAAAUGAUGUAUGUUGACUGUUAAGUAUUUGAUUCAUUUUAUAUAUAUAUAUAGUACAGAUUUAAUGGAGUAUAUAAAUAUUCAUUGAAUGUAAUGAGAAGCUGCUUUUACUAUGUCUUUGAUAACUCUUCUGUUAAAAUGUAUUUUGUCAUAUAGUAUAGCAUCAUAAGUAACAUAAACAGCAAGGUUUCUUUUUAAUGUUUGUAAGAGUAAUAAACUGCAAUAUUUUAUGCAGCACUAAGAAACCAUCAAUAAAGAAGAAAUGAGGCAUAAAACUAGAACAACAUAAGGAGGAUGCCCACUGAAUGAGGUUUGUUUAGUCAGUGAUUCUAAUCUAGAAUAGGAAAAUACAUUGUCAGUUGUUUAAGAUUGAGAAUUAGAUGGUUUGAGAUCAGAGUCAUCCUUCCUAGAUGGUAAAAGUAUGUGCAACUGCUACUUGGGCCAGUCUUACUUUACUUAGAGGAUUGGUAAUUGCCUCAAGAGGGUUGUAAGUAGCUUAAAGGUUAAGGUGUUUACCUCACAGACACAAAAUACAUGGUUUGAUUCUAACCUUGGGAAGCAUGGCUAGGCUUAAAAAGACUCCCUGGGGGUGGUUAGCUUAUUAAUUAUGACAUUUCAUCAUAUAAGGAAUUGUUAAUGAGUCGUAUAACAACCCAUAUAAAAAUGUUUGUCACUAAAAAAGUAAAUGGUUGACAUGACCCUUAAGAGCACAGCUUAGCAAACUUGAUUGCUUUUGGAGACUGCAUACACUUCACUUUGCACUCUCUUCAGAGUUUACUUCCAGUUUCCAUUCACUUUCCAGAAACAAGCUGAUAGUUUUUAGCAGAUAAUUAGUCAAUAUGUGCUGCACGUAGGGGCCUAGUUUGUGUCUGAAAAAAUUGAUGCUAGACCAUUUUGCUUACUUGAUUAACAAAUGAAUAAAAAAUAUAAAAAUAAAACUGAAAACAGCAUUAAAAGGCAGGCACACCUGAAUAGGUGCCACUAUCCAGGAAAAAUACUACCAGUCUUUUGUGGGUGAGGUAGGGUUACUUCCUGCACCAACAUUACUGCAGGAACCUGGGGCAUUGUGGGAGGAUCUGUUCUUGCCAGGAGAGGAAAAGAAAGUUAGAGAAAGAAAAUGUUACACUGUUCCAUAGUAAAGUACAGCACUAACAGCCCUGGCUCCCCUGAAUCUUGGUAGACACUAUGGAAACUGUUUAGGUAAAGGACAUCCUGCACUCAUGAAAAAUUGCUUUGAGAUUUAAGAUUGUCAGAGCCUGCAAGGUACAUGCUUGUUCUAGGCAUUGACAAGGUAUACUUUUAGAUCAGAGUUUAUUACUUAAGGUUUACAAAUGACGAGAAACAAAGGAAAGGUAGCCAAAGGUGCAGCUGAGCGCCAGACGUGGUGGGAUUGUGAGAAUUAAAAACCUGGCUUGAUGCAGCCUUCUAAGUCUAGGUUUAACACACCAAGUAAGUGCAUCUAAUUAGAAUAAGUUCCAUAGAUAUGAUAGUACUCUUUGAUAUAAAAUGCCCCCAUUUGAUAAGUUAAACCUACACCUUAUUGUAUUCCUGAAAUACAGGACAAGCGGGAUAUGGAGCAAAGUACAAUUCCACAUGUUUCUGCAUGGCAGUGAGGCAUACUAAUUAACUAGUCUGUUUUACCAAGAAAAAAUAUAUGUUGCACAGAAGUGUGAUGCAUGAAUGUUUGACAUUCCAGUUGCAUCUUUGUAUGUAGAUUAUUUUCAAAAAUUAAAUUUAUUAAGUAACAUAAAAACACAAAUACAUGUGUAAUGCAUUUGAAUGUUUCCCAGAAACAGAACUGUAAAUUUGGAAGUCUGCACCACUAUAUAAAGCCAUUGUUUUCAGUGCGUUACCUUGUGUUAGAUAUUUAAUGCCGCGGUGGUACAGCGGUAGCGUUGUUGCCUCACAGCAAGAGAUUCUCCUGUUCGAUUCUCGGCUGGAGAGCCUUCAGUGUGGAGUCUGCAUGUCCUCC